Messenger RNA from Zygotorulaspora mrakii, 2007 nucleotides. It is a transcript of the gene ECM27, whose product is annotated as Ecm27p. Gene Ontology annotation, cellular component: membrane. Bases 1 to 2007 code for a protein of 668 amino acids. The transcript has a single exon. The record is from RefSeq and is a predicted model, not a curated record. Lineage: Eukaryota; Fungi; Ascomycota; Saccharomycetes; Saccharomycetales; Saccharomycetaceae. Gene Ontology annotation, molecular function: monoatomic cation transmembrane transporter activity. Gene Ontology annotation, biological process: transmembrane transport; intracellular calcium ion homeostasis; monoatomic cation transport.
AUGAUGGAAUGGGUAUUCAAAUUAGCACAUCCAAAGUCCUUGUAUACUAAUAGUUCAUGGUCCAUUGGGUUCAUAGUGCCGAGUCUGCUUCAUGUUUUACUAUGUUUUGUAUUGCUUGGAAUAUCAGCGUCAGAAUAUCUAUGUCCUAAUGUAGCUCAACUAACAGACUCCGGCUCUGGUGGAACGGGGUCAUUGAUGGCUGUAUUGUUGUCAUGGUGCAAUUCCUCUCCUGAUCUUUUUUCAAAUCUUUUAAGUUGGACGUCCACUGAUUAUAGUGAUGAAUCGAUGAAUGCAGCAGCGUUGUCAAUUGGUGAGGUACUUGGUGCUUGUGGAAUUAUAUUAUGCAUUGUUAUAGGAUCAAUAUGCAUCAUUAUGUCCUCGACACCUAUAAACUUCUCGCAUCAUCAACGAAUGAUGAUCCUUCGAGAUCUAGGUUUUGUUUCUGUUGCCUUAUCAUUAAUGUGGUACAUUUGUAUACGACACAGAGUGACUUUAUUGAACUGCUUACUCAUGAUAAUGGUUUACGUGCUCUACUUAGUGAUGAAAUUUACUUUUCGAAGCAGUAGCAACGAUGAAGAUGAUGCUGCUACACUAAACGAACAGGAACCACUGGGUACAAACAGAAUAAAACCUAGUAUUAUAUCCGCAAUGGAUAUCAAUAACUUACUUUCCAUUCUAGAGAACUCAAAUAAUUUGGAGGAUAACAAUGAGGCAGAACUCGUCUCAAUGAAUCAAGAGAUUUUCAACAUGAAUUAUGAACAACUUGGUAAUUUACGGCCUUCCACCGAGCCUUUGAGACCUUCAAAGAGGAUAGAGUUGACACAGGGUGCUCAGAGCUCUCCUAUGACUUUCCAACCCUACUCAGAUGAUCCAGAGAUUACUCGCGACAUCUCAAAUGAUAGAUUUAUUGUGCCAAAUAACUUCAACCGAAGAAGAAAGUUGCAAAAGAUACGGAUUGUGAUCUUUGAGAUUUUUACGCCUCAUUUAUUGAAUUUUCGCCAAAAGUCGUUUAUUGAUGCAUUACUUUCUAUUUUAACUGUUCCAUUUGCUGUGCUUUUGCGGCUAUCGUGUCCACAGCCCAGUAAUGAACUCGAUUAUGAUGAAGCUAAUUCUCGAUACGUCAUUCCAAUUAGCGCGAUUUUUUUGCUUUUUGUUCAGUCAGCUUUGUGCCCUAUAAUUUCAUUCAUUCUAAUCUCAUGUCUCCUGGAGACAAAUUUCUCUCUAUUAUACUGGAUAUUUCCAAUGACGAUCUCUGCGGCGUCAGUGGCAUUUAUGUUGUCGUUUUAUAAUACGCUACUUUCUUAUAACAAGUUUUCGUUGCUUGAGCCCUCUGCAGAUCUAAGUUUCGAACAAGACAUUGAUGGGGAAAUGAGUGAGGAGAGAAGAAUGGUUGAAAAAUUAGGUAAUUUUAUUACCACAGCAUUUUUGUCAAUUGGUAUUUUCAAUGUCAUACUUUGGAUUUCUUUGAUAGCCAACUCUUUAAUUGAAAUGCUGGAUAUAUAUCAGAAAAUUACUCAUAUUUCGCAAGGUAUUCUAGGAUUGACUAUAUUCGCAUGGGGAAAUUCCAUCAGCGAUCUGAUUUCAAAUAUUGCCAUGUGUAGACUUUAUCGAAAAAUGCCGGCGAAUGACUAUGAGGAGGUAAAAAAUACAGCAACAAAAUUUUUUAUGAUUUCCUGCACUUCUUGUUUAGGCGGAGUAUUACUUAAUUCCAUGGGUGGAAUCGGAGUAAGUGGACUAAUUGCUAUGUCUUUCGUUCACAAAAGCUCAGAUAAGUGGUGGAUCUUUAGGUUCAUAGAGCUUAAGGAGGAUGGCCAAACAGUUAAUUAUAAGUUCAUUGUGUCAUGUAUUGCAUUAAGUUUUCAAAUCCUGCUACUAGCGGUGAUUUUUGGUUCUCAACAGUCAAUUCACGAAUGGAUCAAAAAAAACAUGAAACCUAUAGGACUGGGUAUGUGCUGCCUUUGGGGAUUGGCAACACUUUGUAAUGUCUUUUUGGAAAUAUUUCUAUAA